AUGGCGCCGCAGCCCCCGAGUCCGUCGACAGUGCACCCCGACCGCCUAGUCGAUGCGCACAACAGCGGCUCCUUCAUCCAGCUCCAGAAGGGCGACGCCAAGGUCGUCCCGCCGCUGACGGCGAGUGUGGCCGUUGCCGUCGAUGGGCGGCCGAUCGCGCCUGUCGGUCUCGCGGCGCCUGAUGGAUCCAUGAACAUGGGCAAGCAGGUCAUGUCCCCUGCGCUCCUGUUCAGCGAAACUGCGGCCGAGGCGCCGACACCCCAGUCGUCUCUGCCAGCGAUUGACGUCGUCAUUCCGCAAACGAAACCCCUCACCGAUGCGCUGUGGGACAAGCUCGACGAUGUCGUGAACCGCAUCGAUGGCGGAUGGGGAAAGGUCGAGAAGGAGGCUGCGGAGGGGCAUGAUGGGCGCAAGAUUCUCGUCGCCGGCCUCCUUCCCCCGCCGCUGACGCUCAACUCUUCCAAACUGCAGAACGACGCCGCAUACGUGACGCACAUGACGCGGUUGACACAGCUGUCCCUGCACUCGGACGUGGUACUGAAGGCGCUCCCGCCCGUGAUUGACACGACGGUCGCCUCAGAGCCGUGGUGGGAGGACGAGCGCGAGCUCGCACGCGUCGUCAAGAUCAUCCCCGCCGCCGCCUCAGCAGGCACCGUCAGCAAGGAGGACGGCGUCAUCGUCCCCAUCAGCGGGGAGAAGUGGUACGCGCUGUUCCGCCAGUGCGUGGCUGAGCUCGGCGAGGACAAGGGCGCCAUGACGGACAUCAUGGCCGCGAACGCCGAGAGACUCUACGCCCUGACGCAGUAG
Molecule: messenger RNA, 807 nt
Organism: Trichosporon asahii var. asahii CBS 2479
Lineage: Eukaryota; Fungi; Basidiomycota; Tremellomycetes; Trichosporonales; Trichosporonaceae
Exons: 4
Coding region: 1-807 (268 amino acids)
Source: RefSeq, a predicted model, not a curated record